AUGCCCACAACAACGCGUGUUACGACACAAAGUAAACAUGGAAUUCGAGAGGAGAGAAGCGAUAGCAGUGAUCCGGAAUACGAAGACUCAACGGUCGAAUCGCGCGCCGACGGCGGCGCCGUUCCUGCGUUUCACCCCGCCAGCGCUUGCGCCGAGUCUGGUGCACCGGUGGGGAUGGAGAAAAUCCUAGCUACCGUAAUGGAGACCUUCGUGAGGACCCAGGCGGAGAAGAACAGAAUUCUCAUAGAGACCAUGAGGUCCUUGCAAGGUACAACGGAGUCGACGCCUACUGCUUCUAGCCCCGUUGCAAGUACGUCCGCCGCGCCCGGAGGAAACUUCUCGAGGUGUACGGCGAGGUUCAACGGGGAAGCACGCGACGCGGAGACUGUGGAGGCAUUUAUAGAAGCGGUUCAAGUAUAUAAAGAUUGCGCCGACGUGUCGGACGAGCACGCACUACGGGGAUUUCCCAUGUUAUUAGAGGGAAAUGCAGCUGUGUGCUGGCGAGGAGCCCGCAACGGCGUGUCGUCGUGGUCGGAAGCCGUGGUGCGACUACGUACUAUGUACGGCAGCCCGCCGCCCGCCUACAAGGUGCUGCGAGAAAUAUUCGCCGCGGAACAACAGGGUGAUGAACGUGGUGAAGUUUUUGUGGCUAAAGUGCGAGCGAUAAUCGCUAAGUUACCGUAUAGUGUACCCGAGACCAUGCAAAUCGACAUUAUUUACGGACUAUUGCACCGUCGUAUUAAGAAACGAUUAGCACGCGACGGUAUUAUUAGUCUUGACCACUUGUCUGAGAAAGUGAGAGUCACCGAGGAGGCUAUCGAGGAAAUAAAACUUCCGUCGCGAUCUCCGGCUUUUCAAAUUUCGACUUCGAGCACAGCGCUUCCGCGAACUCGAACGGUACCAUUGGUG
Iphiclides podalirius (scarce swallowtail) is the source of this 909-nucleotide messenger RNA. The record is from the annotation of a GenBank genome assembly. NCBI's taxonomy places the organism in Eukaryota, Metazoa, Arthropoda, Insecta, Lepidoptera, Papilionidae.